GAACGGUUAGCCUUAGAAACUGAUCAAGUAGAUUAUUGUCUUGGGAAUUCUGUCAAUUUUAAUCAUCAAAAUAAAAAUGAAAACUUUCUGUGUUUUGAUACCAUUUUUCUAUGUAAAUGUUUUUGCAGUUAAACUAGCACCAACGAACUAUAUAGAAGAAAUUGUCAUUACAAAUAUUCACAUCCAGCAAGCUUCUAACUAUAAUCAUAUUCCUGGAGUUGAAAAUGUAUUAGAGCAUGUUAUUGAAUCAAUUGCUUAUGGACACGAAUACGGGAUAGACCAAUUGUAUUUUAUGAUCGCUUUACCAGAUAAGGUUAACCUUACAAACACACAGGAACAUAUUGCAGAACACAUAAAUCGCCAGAGAGCUAUGCAAGCAGAAAUAACAGUUAAAUUAUCUAUUCCUGUGCCUCAUGUUGAGAUUCAAAAUUUUGAAGACUUAGAUUUGACACAGCUUGGAGAAGAUAGAAGACUUCUUACUGGACCAGCUUUAAAAAAUAUAAUCAGACGUGCAUUAAGUGGAUACAGACCAAAUGCAACUCUAAGCCAAUUAUGUCAUUUAAUAGGAUUGAUGAUGAGUACAAAAGUCGGCAAAAUAUUUACAACAACUCAUGAAAUCUACCCUAAUAUUCUUUGUAUCUUAUGGGAUAGGGCCGAUCAUUAUAUAAAAUACAGAGUCUUCGAAGGCCAACUCUGGCAAGUAGCUGACGAUUAUAUUGAUAAGAAAUUAGAACCACUUUGGGCACAGCUAUCAUAGUUUAGGCUAGAAAUCAGAAUUAUAAGUCUUACAAAAGAAUGGGUUUCUAAUAAAAAAAAUUAUUUUUGUAUAUUGCACUAAUGUCUACAAUGUCAAUAUUCAUUUAAUAUGUAUUUCGAAGUAAACAGU
This is a messenger RNA of Adelges cooleyi (spruce gall adelgid), 886 nucleotides long. RefSeq lists its product as uncharacterized. The coding region runs from base 77 to 757 and encodes 226 amino acids. NCBI's taxonomy places the organism in Eukaryota, Metazoa, Arthropoda, Insecta, Hemiptera, Adelgidae. The record is from RefSeq and is a predicted model, not a curated record. The transcript is spliced from 11 exons.